AUGGAGGUGCUUACCGAGACGCGUCGCUACUCCGUCGACGAAUUGCUAAGACUGAGAAGCUCCCUUCCCGUGGUCACCUGCCUCGUCAGAAACAUCAACCAACACCCUGAUAUUGCUUGCAUCUUCAGGAUCCCUGAGGAGGCACUCCGCAGACCAGAGCAGUUCUCUUGCACCUCCGCGCACCUCACAGACAUUACGAACAAGCCUGUCCUUCGCCAAUUAGGCAGAAAGAACGUUACAGAGUCGUCGGAGCAAAGUGAGCCGCGCCCCCUCGAGGUUAGCAGAGUCCAAGGCCUUCAACCUGUUCAUUGGCACCUUCGAAGACGCGAGAACUCAGAUCGAUCUUCUCAACCACACUCUGCACCAUCUGGCUUCGCCGCACAACAAUCUGAGAACUUCCAAAAAUUCUACAGAGCUGUUGUAUCACCCACCCACGUACGUGUCACAGCAGGUGGUCGUAUCGUACCAAACAACCGAUCUCCAGCUCCUACACCUUCAGAGGUUAUCACUGACAAGAACGAGCACGAGCUCGAGUCUAAAUUUCCCGGUGGAGUCCCUUGGAUUCAAGACGUCUCCUCAGUGUAUUCGCAGGUUCCUCAGGUUCCAGGCGGUUCGUUGCCCCCAUUCAACUUGCAUCCGCAAUCCUCUGCAGUUGGCUUUCCCAUCAUGCCUACCCCACCACCUGGUUACUAUGGCGCUGGAGCGGCUGAGCAGCUCUCCAAAUCACAUUUGGGCGCACAGCUUCCUGGGGUCAAGCCUCAGCAAAUCAAAAUUUCUCCACCGGCUCAAUUCGACCAGACCAAGCCAUUCACCUACAAUGGUCAGAUUGUCUACCCAGUUCCUUACGGCCACCAACCCCCUCCAAAUGCAAUUCCUCUUCCCAUGGGCAUGCUAGGUAAUCCGAACUUCUUUCCUCAGGUUGCUCCUCAACCACCUGGUCUUAUGCCUUCUGCAUUGCCUUUCCAAUUUGCCAAUCAACCAAAUCCUGUGAUCUUCGCACCUGCUCAGCAAUCUGGAAUGUUGGCUAUGCCGAAUGGUGUCCAAGGCUCUGAACCUUUCAUGCCUUAUAUGCCGGUUCCCGGUCUCCUUUUGCCUUCAGACUAUAUGAAAUCCCAGCUUCAAGUCUUGCAAGCCCACCUCCACCAGAUCGAUACAAUUCUGGGCAGCGACAAAAACAGAGUGGAUAAGGCAGUGCUAGAGCAGCAACGUACCAGCCUCCACUCCCAGAUCGACCAUAUGGAGGAACUUCUCCAAGUUAAUUGUAGUCGUGGAGGUACUGCAACAGGUGUUGUUCGUCGUAGUGACAACAAGUCCGGUGGAUCACACGAAGAGCACAAGUCCACUCGAUCUGUAUCCGAGAGUCUUCGGGCAGACACUGCAACAAAGACCGAUGCCAAAUAUGACAACAGUGCUUCUCAUCAAGAUUUGCCGUCCAAAUCCAAGUUGACUAUUGCAGCUGCCAUGGCUCCACCAUUCCAACCACGCUCUCGUACUACUGUUACUUCUGCGGCUGGACAAUCAAUUCAACCAAAGCACCCAAAGCACAUUUCGCGUUCAACUUCGGCUAUUGAAGAUAAUGAGCCUGAGGAAACAGUGGCCGAGAUUACAGCUCGUUUGAUGGCUUAUUCUACCACUGAUUGGCUUCGAAGCGGCUUCAAGUUCGGCAAUGAUAGAGGUUACGAUCCUCCUAAGGACGAAGUUCGCCAUGGCGUCUCUCAUCAUAAUACACAAUAUGAGAAGUCUCGAUCUUACCAGCGUUCGAGUACGUCACAUAGUCAAGCUCCUGCGAUGAAGCCAAACACUUCGGCACCGCCAUCCGAGACUAUCCCUUACCUCAUUGGCACUCUCCCAACUGGUGUAAGUGCUCAGACUGCCAACGCUAAUGAUCUGGUCUAUUCUCGUCCAUUGACAGAUGAUGAGCUUCGUGCACGAUAUCUGUACUGGGGAAAGGCACCUCGAUCUGUUCAGAGUGGUUUGCCCAAGUUUGAUGGAAAGGAUUUCUACCCACCUUCCCCGGUAAAGAAGCCUGCCAGCAUUGCUUCCGUUAAGUCGGUUGAGACCCAGGUAUCACUUGAGAUCGAGCCUGAGAAGACGUACCCAUUCCGUCUUCCAUCGAACGAUAUUGCAUACCUUAAGCCAAUUCCUCAACCGGUCUUUACGGAUGCCAAGAGCAGAGGAAAUUCGCAGCAGUCUACCUUUACACAAGGAUUGCAUAAUGGUUGGUCCCGCGAUUCAAGAUCUGGUCACAAUCAGGAGGCUACUGUUGGGGAGAAGGUCGUCAAGUCGGUUCCUGGCCUUGAUUUCUCGAAACUGUUCAUGGAGAAGGGAUGCCCCGGAUACAGAUCGCCCUCUCCAAAGCCCACUGUUGUACGAUUCAGCAGAGAUCAGGAUGAAGCACCUGUCACCCCUGAGAACGCUACAUUCUUCGAGGAAGCCGAGGACGAGGUCGACGAUGCUAAGUCCGAUGAUUCUUGGCAACCAGCUGGUCGCGAUUCUCAACGCUACAAGAGCGAGAACGGCGUCAUCAGUGUCGAUUCUACUGCCAGCGACACACAGGAAACCGAGUCAACCGUCGAAAUUAAUCUGUCUCCUCGCGCCAACGGUCACCGAGUUUCUCCCAAGCCUUUGAAGUCGUUUGAUGAGCGAGUUGAGAACUUCAAAAAUGUUGACGAACAGACAAUUUUCUUGCAGCAGAUGCUUAAGAACGAAGGCCGAGCUGGUACUCCUUUGAUGGGAACCAUUUCGUCUGCCACUGCUCAAGGAUUCCUCCCUCAAUAUCGUGGAUCCGCGGCUGCAUCUCUUACCCCAGCUGAAUAUAUUCCAUACAAGUCAGCUUCAACCAAGGCCACAAACUCACAAGCCGAGAAUCGUCCAUUCAACCAAGAUAAGAAUGAACGCCAUGGUGUUCCUGGUCCCCAGACUGCCGAGGCAUACUUGAGACAGAUCAGUGAACAGCUCCAAGAGACCGAAAAGAGUACCCUUGAUCAAGGAUGGAACCCUAACACCACCCGUACUGGACCUGUCCGUCCUGGUGAGGAGUGGUAA
Cadophora gregata is the source of this 3045-nucleotide messenger RNA. RefSeq lists its product as uncharacterized. The transcript is spliced from 3 exons. Bases 1 to 3045 code for a protein of 1014 amino acids. The record is from RefSeq and is a predicted model, not a curated record. Lineage: Eukaryota; Fungi; Ascomycota; Leotiomycetes; Helotiales; Ploettnerulaceae.